Messenger RNA from Cyphomyrmex costatus, 757 nucleotides. RefSeq names its product ribosomal protein L17 (gene RpL17). Gene Ontology annotation, molecular function: structural constituent of ribosome. Lineage: Eukaryota; Metazoa; Arthropoda; Insecta; Hymenoptera; Formicidae. The transcript has 4 exons. The record is from RefSeq and is a predicted model, not a curated record. Gene Ontology annotation, cellular component: cytosolic large ribosomal subunit; ribosome. Bases 150 to 707 code for a protein of 185 amino acids. Gene Ontology annotation, biological process: cytoplasmic translation.
AAUGUUAUGUCCUUUCGCGAGAACCAUCACGAAAUCGCAAGAGAAACGCGGCAUGACGUGUCCAGGUCGGAUUGCUGCUGACCGUCACGUUUAUGGUCGCGUACAGUCGGAGAGAAACGUGAUCGGUCUGUCUGUGUUUUCAGGACGCAAUGGGUCGAUACUCCCACGAGCCAGUCAACCAAACCAAGUCGUGCAAAGCGCGUGGCUCCAAUCUUCGUGUGCAUUUCAAGAAUACCCAUGAGACGGCGCGUGCUAUCAAAAGCAUGGCCCUGCGGAGGGCGCAGAAGUACCUGAAGAAUGUCGUCGAACAUAAGGAAUGCGUCCCUUUUCGUAGGUUCAAUGGUGGCGUCGGCAGAUGUGCACAAGCCAAACAGUUUGGCACUACGCAAGGUCGUUGGCCUAAAAAAUCUGCAGAAUUUCUGCUGCAACUUUUGAAAAAUGCAGAGAGUAAUGCCGAUUAUAAGGGACUCGAUGUGGACCGCCUUGUAAUCGAGCAUAUUCAGGUCAAUCAUGCCCCUUGCCUUCGUAGAAGAACGUACAGAGCUCAUGGUCGUAUAAAUCCUUAUAUGAGCUCGCCUUGUCACAUUGAAGUAAUAUUGACUGAAAAAGAGGACGUUGUUGCGAAAGCCACAGAGGAGGAGCCAUCGAAAAAGAAACUUAGUAAGAAAAAGCUCGCUAGACAAAAGGAAAAGAUGAUGAGAGAAUGAUUUCAUUACUUUAUAUGGACGUGUAUUGUGAAUAUACCGUAAAAAAUGGA